AUGGCAACAAAACCUGGAGGGGAAGCUGAGUGGCAUCUGAAAUACACUUGGAGUGUGAGACGGGAUUCAGAUUGUGGCUCAUGUGCUGGAAGUACACACAGUUGUGACUGUCAAGUAUGCAAGAAGCCAUCCUUCUCCUGGCUCUCCUUGGUGCCAUGUCAGGGGGAGAGGCGCAACACCUAAUCCUCUUACCUGCUACAGGCACCGUCGCAGAGAAUUCUCCACCUGGGACUUUGGUGCACAAGUUUUCUGUGAAAUUAUCAGCAUCACUGUCACCUGUGAUCCCAGGAUUUCCCCUGAUAAUCAACUCGAAUCCCCUCACGGAAGCCUUCAGGGUGAAUUGGCUGACAGGCACUGACUUUGAGGUUGUCACCACUGGGAUGGAACAACUAGAUUUUGAAACAGGACCAAACAUAUUUGAUUUGCAUAUUUAUGUGAAGGAUGAGGUUGGUGUCACAGACCUGCAAAUCUUGACUGUUCAGGUAACAGAUGUGAACGAGCCGCCUCAGUUUCAAGGCAACUUGGCGGAAGGUCUACAACUCUACAUAGUAGAAGGAGCAAACCCUGGAUUCAUUUACAAGGUUGAGGCCUUCGAUCCGGAAGACACAGGCCAAAACAUUCCCCUCAGUUAUUUCCUGGUUUCUCCCUCAAAGAACUUCAGAAUGUCUGCUAAUGGCACCCUCUUCUCCACAACAGAAUUGGACUUUGAAGCAGGACCCAGCAGUUUCCAUCUCAUCGUGGAGGUGAGGGACAGCGGUGGCCUCAGGGCCUCCACGGCCAUCCAGGUGAACAUCGUGAACCUCAACGACGAAGCCCCUCACUUUACCAGCCCGACACGAGUGUACACGAUCCUGGAGGAACUGAGUCCUGGAACCAUCGUGGCCAAUAUCACAGCAGAGGAUCCUGAUGAGGAAGGUCUUCCCAGCCACCUCCUCUACAGCAUUACCACCGUUAGCAAAUAUUUCAUGAUAAAUCAGUUGACUGGUGCAAUCCAAGUGGCCCAGAGGAUCGACCGAGAUGCAGGUGAAUUGAGACAGAAUCCCGCCAUUUCCCUGGAAGUUCUGGUAAAGGACAGACCAUAUGGGGGUCAGGAGAAUCGCAUCCAGAUAACCUUCACUGUGGAAGACAUCAACGACAAUCCUGCCACAUGCCAAAGGUUCACCUUCAGCAUGAUGGUGCCGGAAAGAACAGCCAACGGGACGUUGCUUCUUGACCUGAACAAUUUCUGCUUUGAUGAUGACAGUGAGGCACCAAACAACAGAUUCAACUUCACCACGCCAUCUGGAGUGGGGAGCGGCGGCAGGUUUUCACAGGAUCCAGCUGGCUCUGGGAAAAUUGUGCUGAUUGGUGACCUAGAUUAUGAAAAUCCAAGUAAUCUAGCAGCCGGCAAUAAAUACAUGGUGAUAAUCCAGGUGCAGGAUGUGGGGGCCCCUCACUAUAAAAAUAACAUCUACAUUUAUAUUCUAACAAGCCCAGAAAAUGAGUUUCCUAUCAUUUUUGAUAGGCCAUCCUAUGUAUUUUCUGUGUCAGAAAGAAGACCAGCCAGAACCCGAGUGGGACAGGUGCGAGCCGCUGAUAAAGACCUCCCUCAGAGCAGCCUCGUGUACUCCAUCUCCACUGGAGGGGCCAGCCUCCAGUACCCGAAUGUAUUUUGGAUUAAUCCCAAGACAGGAGAACUCCAGCUGAUUACUAAAGUGGACUAUGAAACAACCCCCGUGUAUAUUCUCAGAAUCCAGGCCACCAACAGCGAGGACACAAGCUCCGUCACUGUUACCGUGAACAUCCUUGAAGAAAAUGAUGAGAAGCCAAUUUGUACUCCAAACUCUUAUUUCCUGGCCCUCCCAGUGGAUCUGAAAGUUGGCACGAAUAUUCAGAAUUUCAAGCUGACGUGUACUGACCUUGAUUCCAGCCCCAGAUCUUUCCGCUACUCCAUUGGCGCAGGCAACAUCAACAAUCAUUUCACCUUCUCACCCAAUGCUGGUUCCAACGUCACACGCCUGCUGCUUAUGUCUCGCUUUGACUAUGCUGGUGGGCUUGAUAAGAUCUGGGACUACAAGCUACUUGUCUACGUAACUGAUGACAACUUGCUGUCCGGUAGGAAGAAAGCCGAGGCUCUCGUUGAGACAGGAACGGUGACACUGAGUAUUAAAGUCAUUCCGCACCCGACCACGGUCAUCACCACAACCCCCAGGCCCAGGGUCACCUACCAGGUCCUGAGGAAAAACGUUUACUCUCCGUCCGCGUGGUACGUGCCUUUUGUCAUCACUUUGGGCUCCAUAUUGCUUCUGGGUCUCCUGGUGUCCCUGGUCAUCCUGUUGGCCAAAGCCAUCCACAGACACUGCUCCAGCAAGACUGGGAAGAACAAGAAAGCUCUGACAAAGAAAGGAGAAAUGAAGAAUGCAAAGAGAGAGGUGGUGGUGGAAACUAUCCAGAUGAACACUGUCUUUGAUGGAGAAGCCACAGAUCCAGUGACUGGGAAAAUAUAUGAAUUCAAUUCAAAAACUGGAGCCAGAAAGUGGAAAGAUCCACUAACCCAAAUGCCAAAAAGGAAAGAGUCCGGCCCCCGGGGAGCUGCCCCAUGCACAGUUGCUUCUAGGGAAGGGAUGAGGCCACUGAGAAGUGCCAGCUGGGAAGAAGAUGAACUGAGUGGCAACACACGGGCCGAGGUUGCUAGUCUGGGUUCCAGAAACAAGAGUGGCAAGCCCGGCACCCCAAAGAACAGAAACCCAGCCUUCAUGAACAGUGCUUCCCCCAAACCACACCCAAGAAAGUAAACGGGGUCUAUGGAGGAGCCUGUCAAUCACUGGGAUGCUGCCUCACCCUAAAUUCUACGGGGACAGUGUGGGCAUGGCAUAGGUGAGAACAUGUGGGCUGAGGGGAUUCAGACAUCCAGGGUCAAACCUGGGAUGUUUGACAAAGUUUUAAACAAACAAAAAGGGGUUUGAUCACAUAGUUGCCUGUUCUGAAACGAUACAGGAAAGGUUUCUAUCAGAUCUCAAAAGACCUGUGCUUCUGAUCAGCAGGACUGUUAACUUUGGGGUGUGGAAUUGUGUUUCUUCUUUGCACUGACUGCUAGGAAGCUCUAUUUGGUUCACCAUAGGAAGUUCACAGGACUUCCUGACAUAAAUAGUGAAGAUCAUCCUCACAUCUGGUUUCCAACUUAUUUUCCUGCCCUCAUUUUAAUAUCACCCAGAUUUCUUCCCUCAUAAAUAUACCAUACGCCUUUGUAAAUCACCUCAAAUCUUCUGCUACAGAAGCAGAAUAGUGAAAAAAAAAAUAAAACAAAACAACAGAUGAAUAAGAGUUGGUCAUCUGGGAAAAAGAAAACACAGUAGGCACCUUCUUUUCUUUUUUAUUGUGUUACUGUAUCACUUAUAGUCAAAGUGCACAGAUCUAAUGUGUUCAACUAGAGGAUUGGACACAUUGAUCUGUUCAGCACUUCUCCCAGAGGCAGCCACUGUUCCGAUCUUUAUCAUCAGAGAUUAGUUUUGCCUUUUUUGAAUUUCAUAUAAGUAGAAUCACACAGAAUGUGCUCUUGUGUGUCUGGGUCAGCCUCCUGCAUGUGAGAGUCAUCCGUGUUGUUCUCUCUAGCAGUACUUCAGUUGCUGUGUCUGAUUUCAUUCUAUGAUUAUAUCACAAUUUAUUCAUCCAUUCUACACUUGGGUGGCAGCUGUUUCAAAUGUUUUACUUUUAAAAAAUGAACUUAAGAGUGAACUACAGGCCAGGCACGGUGGCUCACACCUGUAUUCGCAGCAUUUUGGGAGGCCAAGGUGGGUGGAUCACCUGAGGUCAGGAGUUCAAGACCAGCCUGGCCUAUAUGGGAAAACCUCCUCUCUACUAAAAAAUACGAAAAUUAGCUGGGUGUGAUGGUGGGCACCUAUAAUCCUAGCUACUUGGGAGGCUGAGGCAGGGAGAAUUGCUUGAACCCAAGAGGCGGAGGUUGCAAUGAGUUGAGAUCAUGCCACUGCACUAGAGCCUGGGUGACAGAGCAAGACUCCAUCUGAAAAAAAAAAAGUGAAUUACAACACUAUGAACUUUCUUGUACAUGUCUUUUGGUGAACAUAAAAACUCACGUUUUUGCUUAUAUACCUGGGAGUGGGAUUGUUGGAGCAAUUGCCAGAUGCUGUCAAAGAGUUCCAAUGUGGUGGCUCUGACUCCCACUCCAGCAGCAAACACUGAGUGUUGCAGCUGCUCUGUAUCCUUGCCAACACUUGGGAUUGUCAGUCCUUUCAAUUUUAUCCAUUCUAGUUAGAAUUACUAUUGAAGUGAAAUCACUUUUUCCUCAAAGCUGAAGCACCACCAGCCUUACAACUGACCCGCCUUGCUCCUUCCCUUUCCUGUGACUGGAAAGAACCGCAGGAUUCUGAGUGGGACAUGCUGGAAGCUCUGUCUAGACAUACAACUCAGACUUCCACCUGCAGGCAUGAGCAAUGAACUGGGGAUAAAUGGUAUUAUGGUGGAAUAGGAAGUGAAACUCUCCAAUGUGUACCUAGCAGAGCCUGAGCAAGCCUUACUUGAACUCUAUGCCCUGCUGCCCAGCUGCUGUGACCCUAGUCCAGUAACCCCAAGAAAGGUCCAGGUGAGAGCUCAUUAGGGCAGCACUCCCUUCCCAAUUGUGGGGAGUCAGGUGAGAGCCUACCAGGACCCUGUGGGAGACAGACGGGAUCCAUCCAGCAAACACAGAGCUUCAGAGAGAGAAGCAGCCUAGAGCUGUGUGCCUAGAGCCAGUGUCCCUUCUCAUUGCAAAAUGCCCUGUCCUGGCCUAGAUUGGGCUUCAUUUAUUAAUAAGGGCUGGUUGCCAGGGCACUCCCUUGAAUGGAUUUAAACUUUGCGAGAGAAGGCAGAACUGCUCAUUUAUGCAGGUUAAAGCGAGUGAAGUGGCUGAUGGCCUAUUUAAGACAUUGCAAAUCUGUGGGGCCUGGAGUCAAAUGCUUUCCUCAGAAGCUCUCAGCUUCAAUGCAAGUAAAAUGAGGCUUUGAGAAGGCUGAAGGGGGACUUAAUAACUGUUUAGAAGCCCAUUAAGAAUGAUUAAAAGGGCCUGGCUAGGUGGCUCAGGCCUGUAAUCCCAACACUUCGGGUGACUGAGUCAGGGGAAUCACCUGAGGUCAGGAGUUCAAGACCAGCCUGGCCAACAUGGGGAAACCCCGUCUCUAUUAAAAAUACAAAAAUUAACUGGGCGUGGUGGUAGGUGACUGUAAUCCCAGCUAUUCAGGAGGCUGAGGCAGGAGAAUCACUUGAAUGCAGGUGGCAGAGGUUGCAGUGAGACAAGGGGAAUGGUGAGCAGCUGUUCUUUCUUCUCCGGUGAUGACAGGGCAAGAGGGAAUUGUGCUUAAUGGCCAGAGAAGAGAUUUAAAUUAGGGACAGAGAGGGACUUCCUGAAGCCGGGGGCCUCUCUGAAGAGCUCAGUGUCUUCCCUGGUGAUGGGCAGGAACUGCUGGGUGUCUUCCUAGUCACAAGGCAGGCCCUGAGAAACUCAAGAAAUAGGGGCAAGAGUGCACCGGGAGGAGAGUACCCCUGUUGCCCCCUCUUCUUUUGUACAUCUGGCUGGUUGGGUGGGGGAAAUCCACAAGUCAAAGUUACCGGCAGAGGGUCUUGGCUGCAAGUUGACCAGGUUCUUGGUGUUUUGACCAAAACAUUCGACAAAAUGCACAGCAAAGCAAAGAAAGAAUGAAGCAACAAAAGUAUGAAAGCAGUGAUUUAAUGAAACACUCCACAGUGUGGGAGUGGGCCUGAGCAGUGGCUCAAGGGCUGGGAUAUAGAAUCUUCUCGAUCCAAAUACCCCCUACAGCUUUCCCUUUGGCCACUUCACACUCACCUCAUGGAAAUGAAGUGGUGGCCACAAGCGAUCUGAUAUGAAGCAAGCACUCAACAAACAUUUGUAGAAUUGGAUUGAAUAAAGCAGGCUUGUGGAUGGCCUCUUUUCCAGGUCAUGUAGCAAAUAGCGAAACGACAUUGGUUGCAAAAAGCAACCAGAGGCUAAGGUGAAUUUAGGAAGGUACGGCGAAGACUCGGCCCGCACUCAGUCUGAUUGAUUGCAGACAGCCAAUUCCCAGUGUUGAUCAGGUUUGAGGAAGAAAAGUUAUCUGAAUAAAAUGAAGCCAGCGACCACCAUGGAUCUGUGAAAGUUUUCUCCCAUUUCCCUCCCAAGGCCUUAAACAGGUAUGAUUGAUUAUAGCCAAUGUUUACUUUCUUCAUUCUGAUUCAUUGUCACAUUGGGGUAAAUACAUUCAGGAAUUAGACCACAUAGCAAUCAUAAUUGUUGAAGACUUUGAAACUGCACAGUAGAUUGUGACAAUGGAGGUUUUUACUGUGCUCAGUAGAAAGCAGGGUCUGCAACUCAGCCUGUGUGGCAAGCACGGGUGCAAACAGAAACCAGGAAACGACACUUCUGCUCCUCAGAGCCCCCUUUCACAUCUGGGGGUUCUCACUGUUUGCCUUUUUACUAAUGUGCUUUGUAAUGGCUGUGAAAAUUAAGCUGCAAAAUGAGUGAGCAUUGAAGAAAAUGAUUGCUAUUGAAACUGGGGGUUUCUCAUUCCAAACUUAGCGUGUGUUUAUCCUUCCUUUGCAUUCAAUAAAUAUCUAUGGAGCAACUAC
This is a messenger RNA of Callithrix jacchus (white-tufted-ear marmoset), 6594 nucleotides long. It is a transcript of the gene CDHR3, whose product is annotated as cadherin related family member 3. Gene Ontology annotation, biological process: homophilic cell-cell adhesion. Gene Ontology annotation, cellular component: cell-cell junction; membrane. NCBI's taxonomy places the organism in Eukaryota, Metazoa, Chordata, Mammalia, Primates, Cebidae. The record is from RefSeq and is a predicted model, not a curated record. Gene Ontology annotation, molecular function: calcium ion binding.